CGUUUCAACAUCCCACACCACCCCAAAGACAUCCCUAUACAACACAUAUCUCAUACCCUAGCUAAUUAGCAAGGCUGCAAGUUUGUCUGAAAAUGGGUUCUAAGGCUAUUACAACCAUAGCUUUUCUAGUCUCUCUCAACCUUCUCUUCUUCACUAUGGUCACUUCAACAUAUGUCCCUUGCCCACCACCGCCACCAAAGACUCCAAAACAUCCUCCGGUAAAGCCACACCCGACCCCAGCGGCGCCUAAGCCCACCACUUGCCCCAAGGACACCCUUAAGCUAGGGGUGUGUGCCAACCUGUUGAAUGAUUUGGUGCACCUUGUUGUUGGAACUCCACCAAAGACACCCUGCUGCAGCCUCAUCCAGGGGCUUGCUGACGUGGAAGCUGCUGUUUGCCUUUGUACUGCCAUCAGGGCCAAUGUUUUGGGCAUCAAUCUUAAUGUCCCUGUCUCGUUGAGCUUGCUGCUCAAUUACUGUGGAAAGAAUGUUCCCACAGGCUUCCAAUGCGCUUAAUGGUGUUGAAGUCUCAUUUUUCUACUUGCUUCCUUUUAUAAUCUGAUUAUUUUCAUCAUUUCCCAUUAAUUUGGGCUUUCAAUUGGUUUAUUGGACUCUCAACUACUUGGCCUUCCACACUCUAGUGGCAAUAAAUUAAAGAGGCCAUUGUGGGGGAAACAAUAAAAUAUGUGUUUUUUCUAUAUGUAAAAUUCUCUUGAUGAAUAUGGUGCUUUCAAUA
Alnus glutinosa is the source of this 735-nucleotide messenger RNA. Its product is annotated as 14 kDa proline-rich protein DC2.15-like. NCBI's taxonomy places the organism in Eukaryota, Viridiplantae, Streptophyta, Magnoliopsida, Fagales, Betulaceae. Bases 93 to 515 code for a protein of 140 amino acids. The transcript has a single exon. The record is from RefSeq and is a predicted model, not a curated record.